UCCAGCGGAGAGAAUGUGGCAUUCAGGGAGAGGAGGGAAAAGCUGUCGGAACGUCAGCAAACGGAGAGUCGUAUAAAGUACCAAAGUCCUGAAUGUAUAUAAAACACUUGCGUAAAGUUUUCGUUGGGAUGAUGCUGUGAUUUACCACUUUUGAAAGUUCGGGAAAAACGAAAGGAAACGGCACUUUCUUUUCUGGAAUAUCCACACAAGGAAUAACGUUACUUUUCCAGGGUUUCUUCCUUCAAACUGACGCCCCGCUCCGUCAAAAAUCAAGGCUGGAAAAGUUUCUGACAUACUUUAAGAAUAAAGGCUUUUCGGUCUCAACCACAUCUCCUCCUCCUUGUCAGCGGCAGCUCCACAAACCUCCAGCUGACCCUGGGAACAUAACCCCGCCCCGCGACGUCGAGUGGAGAAAAGUCUGAGCGGUGUUUCCAUCUCUCGGGGGUCGGGAGGGGGGGGAAUCGCUGUAGAUUGUGUUUGUUUCCUGGCCGUCCGGAGGAGAAAGUGGAGAGUCUCACCUGAGGCCGGCCCACGUCUCUGCCCCUCAGCAUGAGGACCUGAGGAGGAGUUUUCAGUGAAUCUGGUUGGAGGUCGGGGAGGAGGAGGAGGAGGAGGAGGAGGAGAGGAGGAGGAGGAGGAUGGGGAAGGAGCAGGACCUGCUGCAGGCUGUGAAGAGCGGAGACCUGGUGUCCACUCAGAAGCUGCUGUCUAAACUUAAGACCAACAGGAACAAGCUGCUGGGAUCCACCAAGAGGCUGAAUGUGAACUACCAGGACUCAGAUGGGUUCUCGGCGCUGCACCACGCCGCCCUCACAGGAACCGCAGAGCUGCUGUCGGCGCUGCUGGAGGCUCAGGCCACCGUGGACGUCAAGGACAGCAACGGAAUGCGUCCCCUGCACUAUGCAGCCUGGCAGGGUAAAUCUGAAUCUGUCCUGAUGCUGCUUCGCUCCGGAGCUUCGGUUAACGGCGUGUCGCUGGACGGACACAUCCCUCUGCACCUGGCGGCUCAGUAUGGGCACUACGAAGUGUCUGAGAUGCUGCUGCAGCAUCAGUCCAACCCUUGUCUGGUCAACAAGGCCAAGAAGACCCCUCUUGACCUGGCGUGUGAAUUUGGACGAGUCAAGGUGGCCCAGCUCUUGCUGAGCAGUAACAUGGUCGUGGCUUUGCUGGAAGGGGAGAGGAAGGAGCCGACUGACUCGGCCUUCACCACUCCACUGCACCUCGCCGCCCGCAACGGACAUAAAGACAUCAUACGAUUGCUGCUGAAAGCCGGUAUUGACAUCAACAAGACCACCAAGUCUGGAACGGCUCUGCACGAAGCGUCGCUGUACGGGAAGACUGAAGUUGUCCGACUGCUGCUGGACGCCGGAGUGGACGUAAACAUCCGAAACACCUACAACCAGACGGCGCUGGACAUCGUCAACCAGUUCACCACGUCGCACGCCAGCAAGGACAUCAAGCAGCUGCUGCGAGAUGCGACAGGUGUUCUGCAGGUCAGGGCUCUGAAGGACUACUGGAACCUCCACGAUCCCACUGCUCUCAACAUCCGAGCCGGAGACAUCAUCACGGUGCUGGAGCAGCACGUGGACGGACGCUGGAAGGGCCACAUCCACGACAGCCAGAGAGGGACGGACAGAGUGGGCUUCUUCCCCCCGUCCAUCGUGGAGGUGAUCAGCAGGAGGAACGGGGGCACCCUGUCCCGGCACGCCUCUCUGCCCAACCAGCGCCAGCAGCUGCUGCCCAGAGCCCCCCUCUCCUCCAGCCUCAGCUCCGCCCCUCAGACCGACGACUCCUACACCCUGUACGCCCCCCCCACCCACGUGGUGCUGCCGCUAGCCAACGGCCUCACUACCAGCGCAGGUUUGUCUCCGAGCCGCCUGUCUCAGUCCGGGUGUCCCUUCGAGGACAUCUGGGUCCUCAGGGACGCGUGUUAUGCUGGAGACAGAAACAGUGUCGGGAGCACCGGCAGCGUUGGGAGUACACGCAGCGCCGGCAGCGGACAGAGCACUGAGAGCAACAACGCACCCAACGGACUCCAACACAACACCGGUCACCAUGACAACAAGCCGGCGCCCUCUGCUGUUGAUGCUGGACACUCGGCAGACAAACAUCCCGAUCAUCCUGCAGGUGGGACUCCUCGCAGGCAGACGGUGACGGUGCAGAGGCCUGCAGAGCAGGGCUUCUCCCAGCAGUUUGUCCGUCCUCAGCAGCUGCUGGAGGGGAAGGAUGCAGAAGCCAUCUAUCAGUGGCUGAGUGAGUUCCAGCUGGAGCAGUACACUGGGAACUUCCUGAGCGCUGGAUAUGACGUACCGACCAUCAGCAGGAUGACUCCCGAGGAUCUGACGGCCAUCGGAGUCACCAAACCAGGACACCGAAAGAAAAUCUCCAUCGAGAUCAGCAACCUCAACAUCCCGGAGUGGCUCCCCGAGUACAUCCCAUCUGAUCUCGGCGAGUGGCUCAGCGCCAUCGGCCUCCCGCAGUACCACAAGAAGCUCUCGGAGAACGGCUACGACUCCAUCAGCAUCGUCAAAGAUUUGACGUGGGAGGAUCUGCAGGAGAUCGGCAUCAUCAAGCUGGGACACCAGAAGAAGCUGAUGCUGGCCGUGAAGAAGCUGUGUGACAUCCAGAGGGCGAUCCUUCAGGCCGAAUCGGGGCAAGGCACGCUGCGACGCAAAGGCCCUGGGGCCCUCCACCUCGUCACCAUCGAGCCUCCUGAAGCUGGAGGGGAAUGCUCUUCUCCUCACACCCCAAAGAUGAUGACCUUCCAGGACAGCGAGCUGAGCACUGAGCUGCAGACGGCCAUGUCCAGCCAAUAUGGAGGCUGCGAGGAAGGUUUGGCCAUCAAGAAUGCAGUGGGCAUGUCCCAGAGCCAGGAGAGCAUCGACACCCGUUCCAGAGGCUCCGGGCGCUCCCAGGAGCCCCCGACUGCCUCCAUCAACCCCCACGGCUGGUCCCAGGAAAGCUUGGAAGGGAGCCCUGCUAAGGAGAGGAACCUCCCUGAGGGCUGGGACCAGAGGCCCCUGCAGCAGCAGCCUCUGCCCAAACAGGUUCCUCUGGGUACGGCCACUGUGUUCAAGUACCCGGCCAUCCCCGCAAAGCCCAAGAUGUCCGGAUCCCGCGGCCCCUCCCCUCACGGCUCUCCAGCACUGAAAGGUUUCAGCUACCUUCAUUCCCACUGCGGCUCCACAGACCUGAGCUCAUCUCCGCGGCCCGAGAACCACACCAUGACGCUGACUCCGCCCAAGAAGCGCACGCAGAGCAUGACCCGCUAUGCCCUGUCGGACGGAGAGCCGGACGAGGACGACGAGGAGUCCACGCUUCGUUCUGGAAACGUGCCGUUGUACGCCACUUUGACCCGCAAGCCCGGCCGCAGCCAGCUGGCUCGGCUACAGUCGAGCCCAGAGAAGAACGGCAACGUGGGACGCAGCCAGUCGUUCGCAGUGCGCGCUCGGAAAAAAGGUCCCCCUCCCCCUCCCCCGAAGAGACUGAGCUCAGUGAGCAGCACCACCAGCGGGGAACUGAGCGACAGCAGCACCACUUCAUCCUCCGGUGGGGUGGUCACUGACAGUCCAGGGAGCGUGAGGAGCAUCGCAGCUUGUCUAGAAGGAGGCACGGAGGGGAACAUCCCCCAAGGACCAAAACCGGACGGAGACCAGCCGGAGCUGCCCCCAUCCCUCAGCUCUGUAGAGGCCAGGGAGGCUGCAGGGGUGAGGAGGAGGGUGCAGAGCGAGUGUGCUCCCACACAGACCGGCAGAAGCUCCGAGCUGGACCGAGGGGUGAAGUCCGACUCUGAGGAGGAAGAGACAAAAGUUCGAGGGCUGGACGGCUCCUCGUCCCCUCAGAACAGCUCCAGCGAGUGCAUCCCCUUCGCUGAGGAGGGCAACCUGACCAUCAAACAGAGACCCAAAGCUCCAGCUCCGCCCAGAGCCGAGGCCGUGCUGGAGCCCCCAGAGAAACCAGCAGGCAAGAGUCUGGAGGUCCCCGAGUUUAACCUGAAGGAGUCGGACACAGUGAAGCGCCGGCACAAACCCAAAGACAAGGAGCAAGGCGGGGGCUCCCCUUCCAGAGAGGGAGCUGCCUCUGAGUCUGGAAGCCGACCUCCAUCACAGAGCCAGGAGGAGGUCAGUCUGAGUAUCAGCGAGGCUGGUCUGGAGCGGCCAGCCAGUCCGGCUACGGGGUCCCCCAUUAAACCUCCGCUCUCCCCAAAACCUCCGGCUAUCGCCCCGAAACCUGUCCGCCACAGUCUGCUGGCUUCACAGGCGGGACGCUCCUCUCCUACUCUGACCGUCAGUGUGGUUCAGAGUGUGGCCUUCGCGGCCCCGUCCUCACCCUCCCACGGGCCCCAAGGUCCGGCCCCGGCUUUGGCUCCAACCCCGCAGGCCCCACAGAGUCCAUCUCUGGCAGCAGCAAGGCCUCAGGUGUGUGUGGUGGGUCCAGGUCUUCCUCCUGAGUCUGCAUGCGGGACCGAGGUAGUCCAGCAGAGACUGGAUCAGACGAGCACUUCUCUGGAAGCAGCUCUGAAGGCAGUCGAGAGGAAACUGAACCUGGAGGACAACUCUGAGGGGAGUGGAGCCAACACGGUGAGGUCAGCGGGAACCAUUCUGGACGACAUCGGCAACAUGUUUGACGACCUGGCCGACCAGCUGGACGCCAUGUUGGACUGAAGGUGUUUCAGCCGGAACCUAAAAUAGUCAAUGUCCACCUUCAACCUCAGGAAGUGAAACACGGAUUCCCCACGUCAGUGUUUAAACCUCUGAGCUGCACCGCUGGAGGAGCCACAGCCAAACAGUCGGCUUGUUUCUCAGCCUGAACACCAGCACUUAAACUCCGCUGUGCUUCCGAAACCUCAGUCAGAGCUGGUCCUGGUUCUGUCUCAGCAGCAUUUUUUAUUUGUGUCUUAUCAAACACAAACCAAUCAGAGACUCGGAUGAUGGACCGGCCCGCUGUGAGGAGAAACUCAUUUUACUGUUGAACACAAAUAUUGUAACAUGAAGUUUUUACACUAUAGAGCUGAAGUCCUGCCGUCACCUCCUGUCCAGCUUCUGACGACAGAUCAUAGACUGUAUUUAAAGUUGGACACAGAGACAUGUAACGUCCUUUGUUCGUUUAGAAUAAAGCCUGUUUGAAGUCCAGAGUUGCAGCUUCUUCUCUGUUUGGAGUCAGGACCUUCCAGAUGAGGAGGUGUUCACACACUGAACUGAAGCGACACUAUAUUCUUGGAAAUGCUGAUACAUUGGUUAAAGUUAGCUCCUCUAGCUGCAUUAUGCUAACGGAUAAGUUACUGCAAUUACAAACAUCAAUCUUGCAGAAAUAUCUAGAGAAGAUUUUUUUAUUUUAUUUUAUUGGGAGUUGAAGGUUUUUUAGGAGCCAACGUCAGCUGUUGUUGCACUUUAACACACUCGGGAGCUUUUUAGCCUGUUUUAGCUUAUUGUUUGGGUUUUCAGAACAUUUCCUGCCUUUAGCUCACAGCGGUGACUUUCUGGAGCUGGUGGAGACCAAAAGCAGAGCUAAAAGACGGGCGGGGAUUCAUCAGAAGGACACGAAAAUGGAUUCUAUCCACUUGUUUCUGUCUUUAUCCUCAUCCAGGCCUAUAAUUUUACCAUUUCUUUCGUACUAAACUCAGUGUUCUUUUUGCUGGAACAAAACCUGGACAGUCUCGUUUCUCUCCAGCUCUUUCAUCGCUGCGUCUGACCAUUUCAAAUUUUACCUUUGUGAUAUUUAAAGAAAUCUAUUUUAUACCAAUCAAUCUUACGUGGCGUUUUAAUCUUAAUCAGUGUGUCUGUUCUGUUCAAACUGACCUUUUCUACAUGUGUGUUUUUGUGAAGCUCCUAUAGACCUGAUUAACUGCUCGCUUGUGUUGUUUAUACAAAGGGAAGAGAAGCAUGUUCAGCUCAGAUCACAUGUGUGCACAGUGGAAGGCGGCAUGUGACGUGUCAGUUAUAUACAUAUACUAUUUUUUGAUAUUCAUUUUAGUCAAAUUAGUAUUUAAAUUUAGAGUUAUCUAUAUAUGUAUAUUGUACACUACAGGAGCACAUAUUCAACCAAAGUCUGUACAGAUUUCCCUGAAAUAUUUUCACUUACAAUUCCUUUAAAAACAAUCCUGAUCUCGCUGUUACUGUCUGUUGUUUGUUUAUGAAAUGUUGUUUUCAGCCUGCGACGUAUCGAUCAUGUGUUCAUAUAUAGCAUGCCAUAGCUCUAUGAACGUGUUAUAUUUGUAAAAAAAAAAAAAAAAGACUGUUAAAUCUGGUGUGUCUGUUGUUGUCCCGUGAUCAUGUGACCUCUGUGUGAAUGAGAUGCUCUGUUUUAGAUUUCUGAUUCUCAGGAAAGUCCCUCCUUACCCCAACACUGUUCUCAAUAUGAAAGACUUAAAACAAAACUUCAGUUUUCAGAACUAUUUAUGAUGUGUGUGUGUGUUUUUUUUUUUUUUGUUUUUGUUUUUUAAUGUUGACAGUUCAAGGCUUCCAAAGGUGAAAUAAGCGGUGGGGCUUUUUUGUGAAGCACUCACAGGAAGGUAGCAGUUUUGACCAAGACUGAAAGAAUUAUAACUUUUAACAAAAGCUGGUAUAUAAUGUAAUAAUAAUGUAAUGUAUGUACUAUAGUCUUUUAUAUAUAUAUAUAUGAAUUGCAACAUGUAUUUCACAGUUGUCUGGUAGAGAAUACCUCCAACCGGGGUGUCAAAUCAGUCUGGAGGUAGUUCUUAUUUUAAAACAUGCAUCUACAUUGAAACGUUAUUGAGUAAACCUUUAUUUAUAGUGCUUUAAAAAAUACAGUGGAAAAAAAGAGUAGAAAGCCUCUCAAGAAAAAUCUUGGAUAUAAAACAUAGAUUUUGUUUCUUAGCUGAACCAUUGGAAAGAUGAACUGUAGCUCAUCGGUGGUUCAUAACCUAAAAUUAAGAAGAUUUAAUCAUGAAGAACUUUUUUUGAAAAAAAUAAUCAAAAGUUUAUAGAAAAAAAAUUGAAGAUAAAGAAGACCCAACAUCAUUCCCUGAGGAACUCCACUGGCCAGCAUUGAAUAGAUAAACAUGAUGAACUUCAUUAAAAGUUCUACAUUACUUUGUGUCACCUUAUUUAACUUCUCUUUAAGCAAUCAUUUUAAACCUUUCACACAAUGCUUCAUAUUCAGAAAUAUUCUAUUUUACUCUGUUCUAGUUGGAUAAACAAUAUCUUUGACAGAAAAACAUUAAAAUAGUGGUUUAAAAAAACAAAUUAAACAUGUAAGGAUUAAACUGGAGCUGGAUGUUAUCUGUGUGCGUGCUUUUCUUUUGAUAUUCCCUCUUGUGUUGUUCAUUCUUUGUCCUCUCAGCUGAAUUGUUUGUUUACCCAUUAAAUACCUAUAAUGUUA
Molecule: messenger RNA, 7341 nt
Organism: Mugil cephalus (flathead mullet)
Lineage: Eukaryota; Metazoa; Chordata; Actinopteri; Mugiliformes; Mugilidae
Product: caskin-2-like
Exons: 22
Coding region: 639-4664 (1341 amino acids)
Molecular function (GO): protein binding
Source: RefSeq, a predicted model, not a curated record